This is a messenger RNA of Knipowitschia caucasica, 2187 nucleotides long. The record is from the annotation of a GenBank genome assembly. Lineage: Eukaryota; Metazoa; Chordata; Actinopteri; Gobiiformes; Gobiidae.
AUGAUCACAGGUGUGGGCAUGAUCACAGGUGUGGGCUGGAUCACAGGUGUGGGCAUGAUCACAGGUGUGUUCUGGAUCACAGGUGUGGACUGGAUCACAGGUGUGGGCUGGAUCACAGGUGUGUUCUGGAUCACAGGUGUGUUCUGGAUCACAGGUGUGGACUGGAUCACAGGUGUGGGCAUGAUCACAGGUGUGGGCUGGAUCACAGGUGUGGGCUGGAUCACAGGUGUGGGCAUGAUCACAGGUGUGGACUGGAUCACAGGUGUGGACUGGAUCACAGGUGUGGGCUGGAUCACAGGUGUGUUCUGGAUCACAGGUGUGUUCUGGAUCACAGGUGUGGGCUGGAUCACAGGUGUGGGCAUGAUCACAGGUGUGGGCAUGAUCACAGGUGUGGGCUGGAUCACAGGUGUGGACUGGAUCACAGGUGUGGGCUGGAUCACAGGUGUGGACUGGAUCACAGGUGUGGACUGGAUCACAGGUGUGGGCUGGAUCACAGGUGUGGGCAUGAUCACAGGUGUGGACUGGAUCACAGGUGUGGACUGGAUCACAGGUGUGGGCAUGAUCACAGGUGUGGACUGGAUCACAGGUGUGGACUGGAUCACAGGUGUGGGCAUGAUCACAGGUGUGUUCUGGAUCACAGGUGUGUUCUGGAUCACAGGUGUGGACUGGAUCACAGGUGUGGACUGGAUCACAGGUGUGUUCUGGAUCACAGGUGUGGACUGGAUCACAGGUGUGGGCUGGAUCACAGGUGUGGGCUGGAUCACAGGUGUGUUCUGGAUCACAGGUGUGGACUGGAUCACAGGUGUGGGCAUGAUCACAGGUGUGGACUGGAUCACAGGUGUGGACUGGAUCACAGGUGUGGGCAUGAUCACAGGUGUGUUCUGGAUCACAGGUGUGUUCUGGAUCACAGGUGUGGGCUGGAUCACAGGUGUGUUCUGGAUCACAGGUGUGGACUGGAUCACAGGUGUGGGCUGGAUCACAGGUGUGGGCUGGAUCACAGGUGUGGGCUGGAUCACAGGUGUGGGCUGGAUCACAGGUGUGUCCUGCGGCCGGGUUUUAAAUGUGAUUCCCAAGAAUUGGUCCGUCCGGAAUCGGAUCAAUACGCGGCUUGGUGGAGCAAGGGAACAGUACAGCAGAACCUCACAGCUACAGAACCUCACAGCUGCAGAACCUCACAGCAGCAGAACCUCUCAGCUACAGAACCUCACAGCUACAGAACCUCACAGCAGCAGAACCUCUCAGCUACAGAACCUCACAGCAACAGAACCUCACAGCAACAGAACCUCACAGCUGCAGAACCUCACAGCAGCAAAACCUCACUGCUGCAGAACCUCACAGCAACAGAACCUCACAGCUACAGAACCUCACUGCUGCAGAACCUCACAGCUGCAGAACCUCACUGCUGCAGAACCUCACAGCAACAGAACCUCACAGCUGCAGAACCUCACAGCAGCAAAACCUCACUGCUGCAGAACCUCACAGCAACAGAACCUCAUUGCUACAGAACCUCACUGCUGCGGAACCUCACAGCUACAGAACCUCACAGCUGCAGAACCUCACAGCAACAGAACUUCACAGCAACAGAACCUCACAGCUGCAGAACCUCACAGCAGCAGAACCUCACAGCUGCAGAACCUCACUGCUACAGAACAUCACAGCAACAGAACCUCACAGCAACAGAACCUCACAGCAGCAGAACCUCACAGCAACAGAACCUCGCAGCAACAGAACCUCAUUGCUACAGAACCUCACAACUGCAGAACCUCACAGCUACAGAACCUCACAGCUGCAGAACCUCACAGCUGCAGAACUUCACAACUGCAGAACCUCACUGCUACAGAACCUCACUGCUACAGAACCUCACAGCCACAGAACCUCACAGCAACAGAACCUCACAGCUGUAGAACCUCACAGCAACAGAACCUCACAGCUGUAGAACCUCACAGCAGCAGAACCUCACAGCUGCAGAACCUCACAGCAACAGAACCUCACAGCAGCAGAACCUCACAGCAGCAGAACCUAACAGCUGCAGAACCUCACAGCUGCAGAACCUCACAGCUACAGAACCUCACAGCUGCAGAACCUCACAGCUACAGAACCUCACAGCUGCAGAACCUCACAGCUGCAGAACCUCACUGCUGCAGAACCUCACUGCUGCAGAACCUCACUGCUGCAGAACCUCACUGA